AUGCCGAACCUGCUCGCCACCGCUUCACAAGUCGCCAACUCGUUGUCGAAUUUGAAGGCCAAAUAUAUUCGGUAUUUGGAAAGUCUCUGCGCCGCCAAUGGAAUCGACAUAUCGACGCUCAAAACCGAAGGUGAUGGGUACACAAUUCUUGAAAUGUACUUUGGCGGCCUUCCAGUGCUCGUCGGCCUUAAAUAUUUCACAAGUCUCAGCUGUCUUCGACUGUUCGGCCAACAAAUCACAAGUCUGAAACCGCUCGGCGAAGUGGCAUCAACUCUCGAAGAGUUGUGGGUUUGCGAGGGAGUUAUUAAGGAUCUGACCGGCAUUGAAACAUGCGUUCGACUCAAAAAAUUGUUCCUUUAUGAGAAUCUGAUAGAAGACGCGUCUUGUUUGUCGUCUUUAACUUUGCUGCAAAUUCUCGAUUUGUCGGCGAACAAGCUUCGAAACUUGGCGGUUUUUCUUCAUUCCCUUCGCGACUUGACCACAUUUUCAGUAAGCAAUAAUAAAAUGAAGGAUUCAGUUAUUGCAACAGCGCUUUGGCCAGAAAACAUUCAACAUUUAGACAUUUCUGCAAAUUCGUUUUCAUCAUAUAAGGCUUUAUUCCCAUUAACAGUGCUUCACUCCCUUCGAUCGUUGCAUAUCAAUCCGCUGGCGAAAUCCGAGACAUUCUCGCCGGAUAUAUUUUUCGCCUGGAUUGCGCAUUCGUUCAAGUUCAUCGAGUCCAUCGAUGACGAUAUUCUAACCGACAAUUUUGUGCCGACCUACAGGCCAACAGUUGACACAAUAUUAGGCGAUCGGAUGGGUCGAAUUGUGAAAAUUGAUGAGAAAUUUAACAAGGAUUUGAGGAUGGCUGAAAAGCAUGUUGCAAAAAUCGAGAAUCGUUUAGCGUGCCUUGCCGAUGCGUUAGCGACAUAUCGCGAUUUGAUGCAGACGAAGGACGCGAAAAAGGAGAUUGUCAAGCGUGUACAUGAGAUAUGCACGAAUAACUCAAGGAAUGUCAAAAAUGUGAAAAAGAAUUACGCGCGACUUUGCGAGUUUCACAGAACUCUUGGAAAAUAUCGAAUCGCCUUUGAGCUUGAGUCAAGCAACACGCUGAACAUUCGCGAUGGGACCAAAGAAGAAAUUGGGCUUCUCACGCAAACCCUAAACUACAAUUGCUCGAUGAAGAAUUUGUAUGAGAUUAGCAUCAAAUCGUGCUCAAUGUUCCAAGAGCUCGACAAAUCCGACAUCGAGCGAUUAUUUCUGUUGGAGAGGGACUCGCAUGACGCGCUUUUCGAUAUUCGCUCGAUAUUCCAUUUGGUGGAUCGACAUCAGAUGAAUGAUUAUACCAAAUUGCCGGUGAAAAUUGUCAGAGAUUUCGAAAUUAUCAAAAAGCAAAAUAAGGAGAAGACGAUAGUGUUUUUCGUUCCAAUGGUCCUCUCACGAACGUCAACCACUCGGGGAAACAGCAAGAUAAUCGAGGAAGAUGGAAUGUCGUCGACUUCUUCUGAUAACCUGAUGUGGGCUGACAUCAAGCUUGUCUCGAUUCUUGCCGUUGAAAUUCAUUCGACUGGACAAAUUACUACGGACCAAAUAAGAUACAUUGACAAGUUUGAGGAGACUUGGCUGGAACAGUUCAAAAAAUUGAAUGAGAUGAAUAUAAAACUGGAUUUGAAGGAGGGGAAGCAAAAAAAGAUUGAAGAUAUCACCGAGCACACGAUUGAGGAUAUCAGCAUUCCGCAAACAAAAGUUCGAAAAGUCAUCGAUGUUCUCGGCCAACCGAAAUCGUUGUGGGACCGCGUUGCCGAUAUCGCGAUUCCACUGGAAUGGUUCUCGACGCGAACACUUCUUGACAUUUCGAUUGCUUAUUUCGGUUGUCGACCAUUUAAGGAUACUAUGGAUAUAGCGCUGAAAAUCACCACAUUAGAUCUCUCCGAGCAAAAAUUGACAAAAUUGCACGGAAUUCAGGAGUUGGUCAGCUUGCAGUUUUUAUCAAUAAGGAAAAAUAAAAUCGCCUCAUUGAAGAAGCUCAUGCGACUUCCAACUCUACGAUUCCUCGACGCUUCUUCAAAUCACGUUGGGAAACUCGACAAUCUCCCAUCGACAUUGAUAUUUGUUGAUUUGAGCCAAAAUCGCCUUCAAAAUUUGGCAUUUUGCCAAACAUUAACAAAUGCUCGGGAUAUUCGAGUACAACGAAAUCAGAUAAAAAGCUUAAAAUCAUUAGAAUUUUGUGUUCAAUUAGAGACAUUUUUUGUUAGCGAUAAUAUGAUAAAAGAUAAAAUGGAAUUGGAAGUAUUCAAGCCUUUGACAAAACUUAUUCAUUUGGACAUUUCUUCGAAUCCAAUUUCGGCUGCUGAGAAUUUCAAAUCAAAAAUUGCUCAAUAUGCACCAUCUUUAAUAUCAUUGGAUCGAUGUUUGGUUCCUGUUGAAGAACGAUCUGUAAAUACUAAUAAGCAGACGACUAGAGGGUUAAGUAUCGAGCUAAUUGAGAAAAUAUGUCCCGAAUGGAAAAACAAACAAGAGUUGAUGAUAUGCGAUCAGAAAAUUGAGCAGCUCAUAUUUGAAAAAUCUCAAAUUGAAGAACUUUCCCAUGUUCGUCUGAUUGAUUUAUCAAAGAACAAGCUUGCAAGUGUCAAAAAGCUCAAUCCACUGAAUAUAACACAUUUGGUUUUGGAUAAUAAUUGCAUUCGAUUGAUAGCAGUUUUCGAAAAUCAAUUGCAGCCAUUCAAAAAUUUGGAAACACUGAGUUUGGUUUCAAAUGGGAUUAACAAUUCAACAAUUUUGAGAAUGGGUCUUCAAUACCUGCAAAAGUUGAAGAAUAUUGAUUUGUCGUUCAAUGCCCUAUCAAAAUUCGACUGCGCUUUAUUUGAUUUGCCCUGUUUGGACUCGAUUAAUUUGAGUAAUAAUGCGAUAAAGACGAUUGUUCGAAAAAGCCUCAGAUCACUGACGCAUCUUCAGAUUCAAAAUAAUAAGCUCACAUCACUUUCUCCAUUGAAUGCACAAAAUUUGAUAUCGCUAGAUUGCUCGGAGAACAAAAUGGAUUCUUGCGCCUCUCUGAAACCGCUUUGCGAGAUGAAAAAUCUGGAAAUCCUCGAUUGCCGUGGGAAUACUGUCACCGAAAGGCGGGUUUACGUUGACUUUGUUAAAUCGCAGGUUCCAUCUGUCAAAAAAUUGGAUGGCGAGGAAAUGCUUUCUGAGUUGAGCGCAACCAAACGAAGGUUGUCAAGAGCUUCCGAGCUUGUUAGCUUGUCUCGUAGAUCGAGUAUGGUAACAUCCUCAACGCUAUCAUGGUUCGAAAAAGAAGAAGCUGAAUCUCUGGACACCGUUUCAAGGGCAACGAGUUUCUUAGAAAUUCCCAAUGGAAAAUCGAAGGGCAAAGGAAUUACGCAUUCGCAAAAUAGAGGAGCCAAAUAUAGACAAGAUGAAGGAUUUAUGCUAUUUGGAAUCAAGUAA
Caenorhabditis bovis is the source of this 3429-nucleotide messenger RNA. NCBI's taxonomy places the organism in Eukaryota, Metazoa, Nematoda, Chromadorea, Rhabditida, Rhabditidae. The record is from the annotation of a GenBank genome assembly.